Mangifera indica (mango) is the source of this 1715-nucleotide messenger RNA. RefSeq names its product protein DETOXIFICATION 40-like. The transcript is spliced from 7 exons. The record is from RefSeq and is a predicted model, not a curated record. NCBI's taxonomy places the organism in Eukaryota, Viridiplantae, Streptophyta, Magnoliopsida, Sapindales, Anacardiaceae. Gene Ontology annotation, cellular component: membrane. Gene Ontology annotation, biological process: xenobiotic detoxification by transmembrane export across the plasma membrane. Gene Ontology annotation, molecular function: xenobiotic transmembrane transporter activity; antiporter activity. Bases 60 to 1592 code for a protein of 510 amino acids.
AUAAGAUCUCUUGCAAUGAAAUCCCCGAAUCUAUUUUCUCCUGUAUUGGUUCAAAGAAGAUGGGUUCCUCAGAAAAUGAUGUUCAAGAACCUCUGCUUCAAUCCUUUCCUCCAUCUUUAUCACCGCAACCAUCAGAAACAAUACAUGAAUCGGACGGCCAGCUUGAGGACAUUUUAUCUAACACCGGCCUGCCCUUUUGGCACCGCAUGCAACAGGCAACAUGGAUUGAAUUGAAGCUACUCUUCCAUCUGGCUGCACCAGCAGUUGUUGUUUACAUGAUAAACUAUCUCAUGUCUAUGUCUACCCAAAUCUUCUCUGGCCAUCUGGGAAAUCUUGAGCUUGCCGCAGCCUCCCUUGGAAACACCGGCAUCCAAGUUUUUGCCUAUGGUCUAAUGUUGGGAAUGGGAAGUGCUGUGGAGACAUUGUGCGGACAGGCAUAUGGUGCACGCAAAUAUGGAAUGCUUGGCAUAUAUCUGCAACGAUCAACAGUCCUUCUCACACUCACUGGGAUUUUUCUCACCUUCAUCUACAUCUUCUCUAAACCCAUAUUGAUUUUACUCGGUGAAUCACCAGAAAUCGCUUCAGCAGCGGCAGUUUUUGUCUAUGGUUUAAUACCCCAAAUUUUUGCCUAUGCUGUAAACUUUCCCAUCCAAAAGUUUUUACAGGCUCAAAGCAUAGUGGCCCCGAGUGCAUACAUUUCAACGGCCACAUUGGGCAUACAUCUUUUAUUCAGUUGGGUUGCUGUGUACAAGCUUGGGCUUGGCUUGUUGGGUGCAUCAUUAAUGUUGAGUUUCUCAUGGUGGAUUAUAGUUGUGGGUCAGUUUAUAUACGUUGUUAAGAGUGAGAAGUGUAGAUAUACAUGGGAGGGGUUCAGUAUACAAGCCUUCUCUGGAUUGCCAGGCUUCUUCAAGCUCUCGGCUGCCUCUGCUGUGAUGCUGUGCUUAGAGACAUGGUAUUUCCAGAUCCUGGUUUUGCUGGCUGGCUUGCUAGAGAACCCUGAAUUGGCUUUGGAUUCACUCUCCAUUUGUAUGACAGUCAAUGGUUGGGUUUUCAUGAUCUCAGUCGGCCUCAAUGCAGCAGCAAGCGUGAGAGUGAGCAAUGAGCUUGGAGCUGGAAACCCGAAGUCAGCAUCAUUUUCUGUGUCAAUAGUCACAAUAAUCUCCUUCAUCAUCUCGGCGAUGGCGGCGAUACUGGUGCUAGCACUGCGCGACGUCAUCAGCUAUGCCUUCACAGAAGGUGAAGCUGUUGCCAGAGCUGUGUCGGAUCUGUGUCCGCUUUUAGCCUUAACCCUUCUUUUAAACGGAAUUCAGCCAGUUUUGUCUGGUGUGGCUGUUGGGUGCGGAUGGCAAGCUUUUGUGGCUUAUGUCAACGUGGGAUGCUAUUACGUGGUUGGUAUCCCACUGGGUGCACUUUUAGGAUUCUAUUUCAACUUUGGCGCCAAGGGGAUAUGGUCAGGGAUGAUUGGUGGGACAGUAAUGCAAACAUUGAUUUUAACGUGGGUGACAUUUCGGGCGGACUGGAAUAAAGAGGUAGAUGAAGCAAAGAAGAGAUUGAAUAAAUGGGAGGACGUGAAAGAACCCCUUUUGAAGUGAUAAAACCAGUGGGAAUUUGAUUGAGGAGAAAAAAUAUGAUUGCUUGUACCGUUUAACUUUUCCUUCUAAUUUGAACAAAACAUGUGGCUCAUAUGUUAAUAAAUAGAUGCAAAUUUAUCAAAA